AUGUCCCAAAUCAAGAUCAUCGUUCGUCAGCCACCAAACCGCGAUUUCCUCGAGGGCUUCCCCGGUAUACCACCAAAUGCUCCAGAACGACCCAAUGCAGCUCUUCGAGGGACGGUUGAGUUACGCGUACAGGGGGGCACUCCAGUCAAGGCGAAAUGGGUUCAGAUUGAACUGAAGAAGAUUGAAACUCUCCUGCAGGGACAGGGCGAGCCUUACGUGGAAACAAUUGGCCAUGCUCCUAGGAUAUGGCAAGCCAAUGGAGAGUACGAGAACUUGCAAGUUCGGGACUUUCCGUUCUAUAUUCAAAUACCCAUGAACGUACCACCAAGUAUUGCAUUAGAGAAGGGAAGUGGGAUCCGUUAUGAAAUGGUUGCUAGUCUCUGCGUGAAAGGGAAGAAAGGUAUUCUCCGUAAGGACAAGAACAACGUAACAUCCACUUCAGUACCCAUUGUAAUGGACAAGCACGAACUACACACGCUGUGGCCUGUGUACCACCGUCCACAGACAAGUACGGCAACGAACGACGGACUCAAUCUCAUUGUGACUCGAGAUGCCUCUUGCUACGGACCAGGUGACAGUGUAACCGCACGCGUCGAGUUGCGGAGCGGACGUCUCAGCCCGUGUAUUCUGCGAGCCUGGGAAAUGACUCUGCGGGAACACGUAAUCUUCCGUCCGGAUCCUUCACAAUUGACCCACUCCAAGCAGGCACCUGUGGCUGGUGGUCAGCAGUAUCGACAUAAUGUGAUUGCCGAGCAGAAGAAGUCACUCAGCAAAACGAUCUACGAAGGUGUCACUGUGCAAGAUGAGUUGGCUUGUCUGAUACCGAUACAGCACCGCACAGCUACUACCCAAGGACGACUUAUUGAAGUGCAAUUCACGUUGAGCGUAAAGGCUGUGAUGGAAAGUGCCGGUAGCGUCGAAGUCAUGAUGCCUGUGUUGAUGUCGCAUUGGUCCAAGGAGAUGAGCGAGAAUUCCUUACGCAAAAUCGGUCCUGUUCCUCAUUUGGGCAUCCAAUUUCCUCCCGUCCCAACGGCGGCUGCGCAGCCAUCUCAGGGGUACAAUCAGCCACAGAGCUACACCCAAUCCCACUCGAACGGAUCGAUGCAGACACUGCCUCAAGAGGUGCAGCCAAUGCGACCCCAGAUCGCUAAGAAUGAGUUGCCAAAUCCGGAUGAUGUCGGACCCCCGUCGCCACCAUACACCCCGCCUGAGAUGGGAUCGCAUUUUACUUCUCAGCAAGCGAACGGUCGAACGGCGAACGGACGACCACGAGAAUCGACCCUCAAUAGCCGGAGUCGUACGCUCGCAGUUGUUAAUAUCGACCCGAAUGAGAAUGGUGCAUCCCCUUCCCCAGCGGUAUCGUCCGUCCCACCUUCUCAACCAUACAAGGCGUCUUGGGAAAGUGCAGAGAUAGAGAAGAAGCGGCUCAAGGAGGCGUACAGCCAAGAGCAAGGCCAGUCGUCCAGCAGCAGUCAACAACCGAUUGUCACCACAACCCCGUCCACACCCGCCGUGAAGCCUAACUUCUCGUCGGCAGAGGACGAAAAGGAACGCUUGUACAGAAGGGCACAAGCACAGGCACGGCGUACACAGGACCUGGCAAGGAAGGAACAAGGUUUACCGCCAAGUGUAGGAUCCCCAUCCCUAUCCGCAAUCUCAAAUCAGACUAGCGCUUCAGCAUCAGCAUCAGGCUCGACUAGUAACAGCAGCGCACUUCGAAGCCCAAAAGUGGCUCCAAUUACCGCAGUCGCAUCAUCGGCCACACCUUUGACGCCACCAGCUACCUCAAGCAAGGCUCCCUCUAUUCGUUCUGAGAGUGUCACGCCGGGAGCCUCGCCACCCCCUGGGUCGAAUUGGGCUUCUGCUGAGGCAGAAAAGGAGCGAUUGUACCGUAUCGCACAGCGGAGGGCUCGUGAGACUCAAGCUCGUGUCGCCUCGGCUACUCCGGCUGGUGGCUCUGCGUCAAGUCCGACCCCCAGACAGUCGAUAGUGCAAACCCCCGCAGCCAGUAGGCCCACUUCUACAUUCAAGCUAAAUAACCCGGAUUCUCCGGAGGACGGGCCGAUUCAAUCGGGUUCUUCUGCGCUCACCCCAGCAAGAGCGGCGUCUGCGUCUCCCGCCCCUGCGCCGAGCAUCACUCCUGGUGGAACAUCAGCUGCAACCGCCGCUCAGGCGAUGUAUGCGCAAGCCAUGGCAGCACGUCAAUCACCCGCCUCUGGCUCGAGACAGUCUGUAGGAUACACUGCUGCAUCACCCCAACCCACUCAUGGCCACACUCCGCGACCAUCACAAGCGUCUUCUACAAGCUACUCACAAGGCUCGGGCUCUUCACUUCCCCCUGCCUAUGCUACUGGCGGCUCCUCCGGAGCCGGUCCCGGAUGGUCAAAUGCCGAGGACGAGAAGGCCCAGCUCAGCCGGUAUUAUGAAGCGAAACAUGCGGUUUCUCGCAAGGCUGAAGGUGGUGACAUCGGCGAGCCCAUGGGCGCGGGAGGAGGGUCGUCCUCUGCUUACAUUCAUGCACACUCCGCCAGCUCCCUGCCGCUGUCACAAAUGACGUCCCCCGCAUUGGCACCGCAGCCCAUCCACCAGGCAUCACCUUCUCCGGUGGGCCACUAUGCAUCAUCCGCACCCACCCGGAUGAAUUCAGUUGCCUCUGUCCGCAAGGAACAAACGCCGUCGCCUGUUUACAACCGCACCCAUCCCCAACACACGCCAACUCCGUCUGCGGGCUAUGGAGCACCUCAGGACUAUUUCACCCAACAGCGGCCCUACACGCCUCAGCAGACAGCUCCUGGGCCCUCAGCAUUCUCUCCUGGAUCUCGUGCUUCUGGCGUUCCACUGCCAGUAGACGAAAAGGAAAGGAUGAAACUGUUCUUUGAGGCCCAAGAUGCGGCAAGACGAUAUCAAGAAACCCAAGGCGCAUCCGGGAGCGGUGGUAGUGGCAUGAAUAAUUCCCCUCCUCACGCGGGUCCCAUGGCCUCCUCGAGCUCUUACCCAAGCCCUCCUGUUACUGUAGGUCCCCCUGGAUACGAGGAUGCCCCGCCUGCAAUCGACGGGGGAUCCAGUCGAUCCAUGUCUGCAUUAGAAGAGAAAGCUCGUUUGGCGCGUGAAUAUCAGCAGCAGCAACAGGUCGCUCAGGGACAGCUGUCACGCAACCCGUCUAUCCAGUCUGUGCGGACUCCCGGCCCACCCCAGAUGCCCCAAUACGGCGCUCCACCCAUGCUCAGCCCUUCUUAUUCGAACAGUGGGCUGCCGUCCAUCACCACCCAGUACGGCACUACUCCCCUCCAGAGGAAUAACAGUUCUUACAAGUUCAUUCCUUCUCCAAUUGAGGAAGAGCCUUCUGGCCCUCCUCCGCCUCUCCUGCCUCGUCCUCCUCAGGCGUACAUUGAGCAGACCAUCCAAGAGGAGGCGCCGGCAGAUGUUGCUGCAGAGCAUGGGCGACCCGCGGUGGAAAAACAGCAGAGUUGGAAAAACCAGCCCCUGAACUUCCGACCCAUGUCUCCUUUUAAUGUCCCACUUCCAAACGCGCAGAACCAGCCUCUUGUUCAGGGUCAUUGGGAACAGCCACCCCCGACCCAACAACAGUACGCGCAGCCGCAAUACCAGCAGGCGCAGCCCCCGUACUAUCGCUGAGUGAAUAUGUUAGGAUACGAUAUACGACCCUACUUUCUUGUUUAUAUGCAUGAAUAGGUAUCCUUGGAUGUAACUUAAUGAUAAUGAACACCAUAU
Molecule: messenger RNA, 3732 nt
Organism: Dacryopinax primogenitus
Lineage: Eukaryota; Fungi; Basidiomycota; Dacrymycetes; Dacrymycetales; Dacrymycetaceae
Exons: 8
Coding region: 1-3636 (1211 amino acids)
Biological process (GO): division septum assembly
Cellular component (GO): division septum
Source: RefSeq, a predicted model, not a curated record